AUGGAACCGAAGGAAACGCUGGAUGCCGAACCAAUUUCAGUGCGAGAGCUGUUUCGUUUUGCUUCUCCACGGGAUGUGUGUUACUUUGCGAUAGGGACAGGAUGUGCUCUCCUUGGUGGUGCUAUUCAACCAUUUGUUUUAAUAUUGGGCGGAUGGAUCACAACCGUAUAUCUUUCGCCUGAGAAGAAAGUCGGAAAUGAUCAAUUCUGGAAUGAUGUUAUGUUAUACGUCACGUGCUUGGGAAUAGCUGGUACGGGCGCGUUCGUAACAUCUUUCUUACAGUCACUUUUCUUGCAUCGAGGAUGCUUGAAUGUUGUGGACACUAUCCGCAACGAGUACCUAAGUGCUGUGCUGCGACAGGACGCAGCAUGGUUUGACGUGAAUCCAUCUGGAGUCAUUACAGCACAACUCAAUGACAGUAUCGCUCGCAUUCAAGAUGGGAUGGGUGAUAAACUGGGUUUACUCGUUCGUGGAUUCUCCAUGUUCUUCUCGUCGGCAAUCGUCUGUUGCUUGAUAAGUUGGCAGGUUACACUUAUUUCACUUACUAUAGGACCAAUCUCUGCAAUGACACUCGCGAUGCUCGGAAAGGUGAACGCAGUUAGUAUCAGUAAGGCCAUGAAGUCGUUAACAGUGGCCGCCACAAUAUGCGAAGAGUCCGUAAUGAAUGUAAGGACGGUACAGUCCUGUAAUGGACAGGAACAAAUGACAAAGGUUUGGAUGCUAUGGAUUCUACCAUGGACUCGUCGCGCACCGGGGGGAUGUUCUGCUUUGCGCCCACAUAUGAUGGCUCUACUGAAGGCACGCGUUUCCGCCGCGAUCAUUUAUCACACUAUCGACCAGACGACCGCAAAUGACUCGAAGUCGAGAGAUUUGGAGAAAGAAAUAGUAGCUGGUCAUGUCGUCUUCGAUAAUGUUCAUUUCACGUAUCCUACAAGAGACAAAGCUGUACUAGAUGGACUGUCCUGGGAGGCUCGUGCCGGAGAGAAAAUCGCACUUGUUGGACCAAGUGGUUGUGGAAAGAGCACAUCGAUCGCUCUCCUCACACAACUCUAUCAAGCGAAUAAUGGUAGAAUAACCAUUGAUGGUGUUGAUCUUCACGAGAUGGACGUAUCAGCUUUACGAAAGAGGAUUGGAAUUGUUCAACAAGAACCACAGUUAUUCAAUGGGACCAUCAAAGAGAAUAUUUCACUGAACCGAGAAGACGUCGACGAUGCUAGGAUCAAAAGAGCGUCCGAAACUGCAAACGCCACUAAAUUCAUUGAAAAACUUCAGAAUGGUUUCGAUACGUUUAUUGGACCUGGUGGAGUGACAUUGUCUGGUGGUCAGAAGCAACGCAUUGCCAUCGCUCGCGCAAUAGUCACUGAUCCAUGCAUCCUCUUUCUUGAUGAAGCGACAAGCGCUUUAGAUGCUAGUAAUGAGAAGAUCGUUCAGACUGCGCUAGAACAGGCCGCCAAAGGCCGCACAACGAUCACCAUCGCUCAUCGUCUGGGGGCCAUAAAAAAUGUUGGCAAGAUUUUUGUAAUUGAACAAGGAAAAGUUGUUGAAGCAGGAUCUCAUUCUGAACUGUUGGCUAGGAACGGUACUUAUGCUAAGUUGAUAAGAACGCAGGAGUUUGAUGACGUCAUAGACGACAGCGGCACAUCAGAGAAGGCCAAUGAUCUUCCAACAGAACAUAGAUAUAAUCGAUCAUCAGUCAUAUUCAAGAAAUCAGAAGUGGCAACACAUCCAUCCAUGCGCAGCUUAGCAACUGGAUGUAUUUCUAGCAAUUACCCCACCUACCCAACAAAUUCCAAAAUUUCUAGCGGCUUGCUCAUGACCUAUCGCAGCUUGGAAGGAUCUUAUCUGCUCGCACUUUGUUCGUUAAUAGUCGCUUUUGUUCGCGCUCUGGAGUUGCCCGGUCUUGGCUUAGCCUAUCUUUGCGCUUUCAAGGCGCUUCAGAUGAGCGAAGACACCUAUUGGGUCUAUGCAAUUUAUGCGUUUCUAGUUUCGCUCGGCUGUGGGUUGCUCAUAUGGCUCUCGCAAUGUUUAUCGUUCUUCUUUUCGGGCUGGCUAGGAGAACGUGUAAUGGAUAAUCUUAAAAUUCGCGUAUUACGAUCACUGCUUCACAGACCAAUGUGCUACUUUGACAGUAAGGAGACCUCACCAGCAUCAUGCGUGGCCUCCAUCUUACAACACUCGCCAAAUGCUAUGGCCGCAUUGGACUAUCGGUUCAUGACAAAUCUCAGCAAUAUGUUCUCCAGCGUCAUUGGUAUUUGCAUAGCUUUCUCCUUUUCGUGGCACCUCGGCAUUCUAGGAACAGCGUUGUCUUCCGCGCUGCUCAUACUUGCCUUGCUCAACAUUCGAAUAUCUUACAAAUGCCAUGAGAAGAUGGAUAGAGAGGAUAGCAGCGCAGAGUUAGCAGUGGAAAUUGUCGAACGGGCACGUACUAUACAACUAGCCGCCAUCGAGAAAGGUUAUCUAGAAAAAUAUCAUCAACAACGGCUGAAAUCUGUACUGUAUGACCGGCGCAUAGGACUCGUCGACUCAAUCAACUUUGCCAUCACUCAGUCGUUUGUGUUUUUCUGCGAUCUGUCAUGUUAUGUGUUAGGAACAUAUUUGAUCUACAACGGGCUGUAUGAUACCGAAAGAGUUUUCUUCGCUUUUCUGGGAGCUCAGUUUUCUGGAUGGUCGAUAAUGUACUCUGCCCCUUACUUCCCUGAUCUGAUCAAAGCUGACGGAUCCGCAAGAGUUCUUUUCGAAAUGGUCGGCGAACAGUCAGCAAAAUCCUAUGAAUCAGGAGCACAACCGGCUAUCUCCGGUAAUGUAAAGCUGGCUGACGUGAAAUUCUUCUAUCCUGCUCGCCCAGAUCUAAACGUAAUAAACGGCCUAUCGUUGGCUGCUGAACAUGGAGAGUCUAUUGCUCUCGUAGGUCCAUCUGGUUGUGGGAAAAGUACCGUAGUGAGCCUGCUGCAGAGAUUUUAUGAAGCUCAACAAGGAUCUGUGUGCAUAGACGACAAAAAAAUCGAUGACAUCAAUAUGUGCUACCUUCGGAGUAGAGUAACAUUAGUAGGACAGGAGCCGGUGCUCUUCAAAGAACAUUGCAAUCAUUCCCUGAGAAGGAAUAUAUUCGAGCAGACAUUCAAUCAAGUCGAUCCUGCAUCAAGAAAUGAGUCAAUACAUAAUUUCAAAAGUUCCAUACUCGAUAACGUAAUGCUAGGCGUGGACGGCUGCUCUCGAGAAGAUGCUGUUGCUGCAUGUCACAUGGCGAAUGCUAACAAGUUCAUUGAACUUCUGCCUGAAGCCUACGACACGGAUGUCGGCGAAGAAGGUCAUUUGUUGUCUGGAGGUCAGAAGCAGCGAAUCGCUAUUGCACGUGCGCUGGUGCGUAAACCCCAGAUACUGUUACUGGAUGAGGCAACAAGCGCACUUGAUACCCAGAAUGAGCAAAUUGUUCAACAAGCACUGAACGAUGCCAAAGUUGACCGCACUACUAUCAUUAUUGCUCAUCGUCUAAAUAGUGUUCAACACUGCGACAGAAUCUUCUACAUCGAGAAUGGGAAAGUAGUUGAAAGUGGGACUCACACCUCACUCUUGCAAGUCAAUGGAAAAUAUGCUCGACUGAGCUUCUUGAGGAUGCCACUUCUAACAUUUGUAUUGUGCGCUCUAACUCAGCUCUCAAUUCUCAUCCCGACAAUGUCAAUGUUGUUCUGCUCACGACUGCAUAGGACGAAAGCGGGUGGAUCUUCUUCAGAAGAUAAAGGAAAGGAUGAUAUGGUACUGCCACCACGAGUAUCAUUCAAAGAAAACGGAGAGAUGGUGCUUGACCACAGAAGCGAAAAAUCACAUCGGCGAUCUCAACGCGCAAACGGCGGAGAAUCGGAGCCAAAGAAUAGAAAGAAUGGACUACAUUCCUCAACACUCUAA
This is a messenger RNA of Necator americanus (New World hookworm), 3903 nucleotides long. RefSeq lists its product as uncharacterized. The transcript has 36 exons. Gene Ontology annotation, biological process: transmembrane transport. Gene Ontology annotation, cellular component: membrane. Gene Ontology annotation, molecular function: ATP binding; ABC-type transporter activity; ATP hydrolysis activity. The coding region runs from base 1 to 3903 and encodes 1300 amino acids. NCBI's taxonomy places the organism in Eukaryota, Metazoa, Nematoda, Chromadorea, Rhabditida, Ancylostomatidae. The record is from RefSeq and is a predicted model, not a curated record.